GCGGACGCCAUGUAGUGCAUAGGACGGAAGUAUGAUCAUCGAACAGAGGUGCUGAUGAUACGCGAUUGUGAGCGUAUAUAAGUCCUCCCCAAGUCUUCGAAUUUUUCUGUGCUUGGAAAUUACAUGAUUCGAUUGCGAAUUGUUGUAAGUGUGAAUUGUCGUUGAUUGAGGAGGAAGUGAAGCAAAGUGAGGAGUGAAAAUCUUCAGUCGAACUGAGUGCGUUUUUUUUUGUUUUUUUUUUUUCGACCAGUUUUCAUGGAAUUCUUCUUUCUUUCACGAAUAUUUCAUGAAUAUUUGAAACGUCUUCUUAGAGAAGAAAUGUAGGAAACGUUAAUUGUGUGUCUUGUGUGUAUAAUAUUGACAAUUAUUUGAUAUAUAGGACAUGUUAAGUCUGAUAACCUUGAUCAUCGAUAUUAAAGCCGAGUCAAUUGCGGUUAUCAUUCCGUCUGAAAGGAGAACAUUGAAUCAAUAUUAAUCACUAAUUGAUCAAAGGUUCACGAUGUGUUCAACAUAAACGAUUUGAGAGUGGCUGACACAGCGAUUGUUGUUAAUAAACUCGAGUUUGCAAUCGCAAUCUCAAUAUUUCCGUUGAUCGUACGCAACAUGCAUUACGUAGAUCAACGUUUCGAUCAAAAGUGCAUCAAUCGAUAGCAAUAAAAUAUCGAUGAAAAAUAUAAUUAUGAAUGAACGAUAAAUACGGAUGAUGUAUUGAAACCCAAGUGCCUUCAAGUGAGAUUUCUCUCGCUUUAUAACAAUGUUACUAUUUUAUAUAUAAAGACGUCGAAUGUGGGUUGCUGGAGAACUUCAUCUUCAUGGCAAACAUUAUACAACAUUAUUUUCAUCAGCAGGCACAUCUUAAUCUUCGUUUGGAGCAAAAUUGCGCGGCGUUUCGAUGAUAGUUUACGCGCUUCAAGAGUGAUCCCACAAGUAAAGGAACUGUGUGUGAUUAAAGAACACUCGCUGAAACGAGCACAAUGGCGACCAUGGGGGUGACCGUGUUUUGCAAUAGAGUACAAAUAAACGGCAACGAUCAGGAGCAAUUGAUGUUGCUGCGGACGCUGCAGGAUAACGAGAACAACAUCAUCGGCAACCAAUCGACGCUGAUAGUCCCGAAAAACAACGGCGGGAGUAACGCGACAAGUUCCGCGAGCGUGUUACCCCCGUACGACCCUUCUCGUUUGAAGAAACACGGGAAAAACGGGCAGCCACCGCCCGUCGCGGUUGCCCGAAGAAACGCCAGAGAGAGGAAUCGCGUGAAACAAGUAAACAAUGGAUUCGCGACGUUGAGGCAGCACAUUCCGAGCCACAUCGCCGCGGGUUAUGGAGACCGGGGUAAGAAGCUAUCCAAGGUGGAGACCCUCAGGAUGGCCGUCGAAUACAUCAGAGGCCUUCAGAGGCUCCUGGCUGAAGCCGACGGCGUCGAAUACGAUUCCAAGAUCGCUACCGGUGCACAAUGCGUUCCUUCUCCAACCAGCAGCGUCAUCUCCUCGAGUCACAACGGUUCCGGCGAGAGGCUCGUUCUGGAGGAUGACGUAUUGCCCGCGGAAGACGACGAGGCGGAGCAAUUGGAUGAGGAAGAGGACGGAAGUAAUGUCAAGUCGAAAAUUACGUUGUCUAGAUUAUCUCCUAAUCGAAAUACCAUCUCGUCCCCACGUGACUAUUACGCAUCCUCGGCAGGCGACGAGGAAAAUCUGGAGCCCCGAACCGCGAGCGGUGGACAGAAUUUUUCCAGACUAUCGCCAAAUUCCGUAGCCUCGCCGCCGUCCGAAUAUUACGCUCAAAACGAAGAGAACCUCGAGCCGCAAAUUCUUUCACCGUACAGCGGCGCCGGGGACAGCGAGGAGGGUGCGACGACUGUAUACGCGACCAGUCCGGAGACCUUCUCCGGGGCCCUUUACUAUAAGCAGGAGAUCACCGAGACGGGAGAAUUCAUGGACGUCGUCAGCUGGUGGGAACAGGAACAGGGUAGACUCGUUCAUCAACAGCACACGCAACGGCUGACGCACGUGUAACCGUAGUUACAGAUUUCAAUUAGGAAAGGUCAAUACUUGCAACAAUUCGAGGUCCAUUAUACGUCAUAAUAUACCUCAUUGAAAUUUCGCAUGAUCUCACUGGACGAAGAUCCACUCUCAAAGAUAUACGACGUCCAAAUAUAAGCGCGAGUGAUUUUGAUUGUGAUCAAUAGCAAAAGUCGGAAAAUUGUACUUAUCGUUAUAAUUCAGACUUACUCAUCAUUCCGUCUUUCGGAUCAUUAUUGAAACA
This is a messenger RNA of Nylanderia fulva, 2262 nucleotides long. RefSeq lists its product as uncharacterized. Lineage: Eukaryota; Metazoa; Arthropoda; Insecta; Hymenoptera; Formicidae. The record is from RefSeq and is a predicted model, not a curated record. Gene Ontology annotation, biological process: positive regulation of transcription by RNA polymerase II. Gene Ontology annotation, molecular function: protein dimerization activity; RNA polymerase II transcription regulatory region sequence-specific DNA binding; DNA-binding transcription factor activity, RNA polymerase II-specific. Gene Ontology annotation, cellular component: RNA polymerase II transcription regulator complex.